GUGCCGAGUCCGGAGGCCCCAUAAAAAUCGCAGAAACUCAGCAUGAUAUUCAACACUCGACUGGAGCAGGUUACGGUGAUGACAAAAGUGGUUCAACGAAUGUCCGGUGUGCAGAACAGGAUAAAGGGCCAGUAAGACAGACAACAUCUCAAAGUCAUGUCUCGAUCACGAAAUCGGAAUGUGAUACACAAUCUACCGGAAGUCAUUUCACUAAAGAUAGUAGCAAGUCAGUUGGGUCAAAGUGUGGAGAAGAAGGUACAAGUAAGGAAGGUAGAAAAUCUACCUCUUUAGGGAGCACACACAGGAGAAAGUCGUCAAAGAACAGGACAGGAAGGAGAAAAGAUGGAGUAAACACCAAACGUGUAGGACUAGUGUUAGGUAAUCAACAAUUAGCGUCAGUUGUACUUUCGGCUCCCUCAAGUACGACUGAUGCAGUAGGUUCGUCUCCCUCAAGUAUGACUGAUGCAGUAGGUUCGUCUUCCUCAAGUAUGACUGAUGCGGUAGUAGGUUCUUCUCCCUCAGGUAUGACUGAUGCAGUAGUUGGUUCGUCUCCCUCAAGUAUGACUGAUGCAGUUGUAGGUUCGUCUUCCUCAAGUAUGUCUGAUGCGGUUGUACUUACGACUGUUGCAGUUUUAGGUUCGUCUCCCUCAGGCAUGACUGAUGCAGUUGUAGGUUCGUCUCCCUCUUGUAUGUCUGAUGCAGUUGUAGGUUCGUCUCACUCAAGUAUGACUGAUGCAGAUACAGAUUCGUCUUCCGCAAGUGUGGCUGAUCCGAUUGUACUUAUGACUGUUGCAGUUGGAGGUUCGUCUCUCUCAAGUAUGACUGAUGCAGUUGUACGUUCGUCUCCCUCAAGUAUGACUGAUUCAAUUGUAGGUUCGUCUCCCUCAAGUAUGACUGAUCAUGCUGAUCAGUCUGUAUUCCCUGACCAGCAUAAAGAGAGGAGCUCCGUGGAAUCAAAGUAUCAGCAAAGGGAUCAUGGUAAAAGGGCGAAAAAGAUACUUGGAGUUAAUCAAGUUCAUACCCAUCGUGCCUCCGAACAGAGUGAAUAUCUUCUUGGAGACGAAACGAACGCCAAACAUCUCUCUCACAAGCACCAAAAAACUUCAAAGAAAACCUCCAUUAAAGGUCAAGAAAAAUCACUUUUGAGAGAUAUUGAUGGCGAAAAUAAAAGCCAUUCUGUGGCUUCGAAGAGCCAAAGUGUUCAAGAAAAUGAAAAUGACUAUAAUCCCUGCCGUUUGAAAGAUGAAACUGAAGAUCCGGAAGUGUCUGAAUCGAUGGAGAACAAGGACAACAAGGUUUCAUUUUCUAUUCAAGGGCAUAACAAUAAUGAAACUUAUAAAGCAGACAGAAAAGGAAAAGAAAAAAGAAAAAAUCUGAAGAAUGCAAAUCUAUAUUCCGAAGAAACAGUUGACAAAGAAUCGCUCUCCCAACACGGCCAAAAAGGUGGACAGAAUACAGAUGGAGAUGGAAAAGAGGAACUUCUUUGUAAUCACUGUUCGAAACGUCUACAUGAAUCAUCCUGUGAUGAUUUUCUAAAAGAAGAACUUCCGCAGAAUUACAUAUCAUCCGACCAUUCGAAAAAUGGCUACACAAUAAGGGGACAAUUGUUCGAGCCCGCAAAACAAGACUUAGGAAAAUCAUGUAAACAAUUUCAGGGAAAUGAUCAUGAUGAUAAAAUGACUUCAAUACAAUUUUCACUCCCCGCGCCUUCUCAUUUGAUAGCGGGUAGAGAAAUGUCUGAAGUUGAUGCUACUUACACCACCAAUGUUUCCUUUUCUAUUCGAGUUAAUAAACAUGAUAAGGAAAAAAAUCCUGACACCGAUGAAAAGGAAAAAUCACGAGAUAAUGUGAAACAUGAUGAUGUUCAUUCCUCGAAACACCCACAGGUACCUGCAUGUGGAGGAAAUACUGGCAGUAGUUUCCAAAGAGAAGAUAUUUCAGAGAAUGAUCUACAUAUCAACAAUUCGAAAAACAAUGACGAAAAACAAAACCACCGUUUCAUAAAAGGGACAAAUGACGGAAGGCAAGAUGGCGAAAGACACGCACUGUCUCAUCAAUCACAUACGGAGAAUGCAGAUAUUAAGGGAAAGGACGAAUUAAUUGGCAAUAGAACGCAGGACUAUGUUCAUCCCUCUGAAAAUCUAAACGAGUCCUCUGAUGAAAGUGGUGGCACUAAAUAA
Molecule: messenger RNA, 2180 nt
Organism: Strongylocentrotus purpuratus (purple sea urchin)
Lineage: Eukaryota; Metazoa; Echinodermata; Echinoidea; Camarodonta; Strongylocentrotidae
Product: serine-rich adhesin for platelets-like
Exons: 3
Coding region: 456-2180 (574 amino acids)
Source: RefSeq, a predicted model, not a curated record